Molecule: messenger RNA, 3356 nt
Organism: Pteronotus mesoamericanus
Lineage: Eukaryota; Metazoa; Chordata; Mammalia; Chiroptera; Mormoopidae
Gene: CAPRIN2
Product: caprin family member 2
Exons: 18
Coding region: 35-3241 (1068 amino acids)
Biological process (GO): positive regulation of canonical Wnt signaling pathway
Cellular component (GO): cytoplasm
Molecular function (GO): signaling receptor binding
Source: RefSeq, a predicted model, not a curated record
UUUUCCUUCCCUCCCUUCAGGAUCCACUGUUUCAAUGGUGCACCUGUCUUCGUCUCCUUUUGGUUACCAGUCACCUUCAGGCCAUUCAGAGGAGGGAAGAGAGGGGAAUAUGAAGUCAGCCAAGCCCCAAGUGAACCACAAUCAACAUGGGGAAAGCCAGCGGGCCAUGAGCCCCUUGCAGUCUCCUCUCGGUUCUGUUUCCUCUCCUUCUCAAGCAUAUGAGACCUAUAUUGAUAAUGGACUCAUAUGCCUUAAACACAAAAUUAGAAACAUCGAGAAAAAGAAGCUCAAAUUGGAAGAUUAUAAGGAUCGUCUGAAAAAUGGAGAGCAACUUAAUCCAGACCAGUUGGAAGCAGUAGAGAAAUAUGAAGAAGUGCUACAUAACUUAGAAUUUGCCAAGGAGCUUCAGAAAACCUUUUCAGGACUGAGCCAGGAUCUGCUUAAAGCUCAGAAGAAGGCCCAGAGAAGGGAGCACAUGCUCAAACUCGAGGCUGAGAAGAAAAAGCUUUGCACCGUACUUCAAGUUCAGUAUGUAUUACAGAACUUGAUGCAGGAGCAUGUACAGAAGGACUUGAAAGAGGGCUUGAAUGGUGCAGUGUAUUUGCCUUUAAAAGAACUUGACUACCUCAUUAAAUUUUCAAAACUGACCUGCCCUGAAAGAAAUGAAAGUCUGAGUGUUGAAGACCAGAUGGAGCAGUCAUCCUUAUACUUUUGGGACCUUUUGGAAGGUAGUGAGAAAGCGGUGGUAGGAACGACAUAUAAACAUAUGAAAGAUCUACUGUCUAAAUUGCUGAACUCAGGCUAUUUUGAAAGUAUCCCAGUUCCAAAAAAUGCUCAGGAAAAAGAAAUAUCAUUGGAGGAAGAAAUGCUAAUAAAAUCAGAGAAGAAAAAACAAUUAUUGAAGACUGAAUCUGUCAAAGAGUCAGAGUCUCUUGUGGAACUUACACAGCCAGAGAUACAACCACAAGAGUUUCUUAACAGACGCUACAUAACAGAAGUAGAUUAUUCAAGCAAACAGAAUGAAGAACAGUCUUGGGAAGCAGGUUAUGCUAGAAAACCAAAUCUCUCCAAAUGCUGGGAUGUGCUUACUGAACCAGAUGGCGAGAAGAAACAAGAAUCCUUUAAGUCCUGGGAGUCUUCUGUUAAGCACCAGGAGCUAACAAAGCCUGCAGUUUCCUUAGAAGAGAGGAAACAAGAGAUUGCAAAACUCAGGUCCACUUUGCAGGAAGAACAGAAGAAGCAGGAUGUCUCCAAACCCAAGCUAACUCCUAGCCAAUGGAAGCAAGAAACUCCUAAAUCCAAAGCAGGAAGUGCUCAGGAUGAACAGAAGAAGCAGGAGACACCAAAGCCGUGGCCAGUUCAGCUGCAGAAAGAACAGGAUCCCGAGAAGCCAACUGCGAAGUCUUGGACACCUUCUCUGCAGAGUGAACAGGACAUCAGCAAGUCAUGGACCACUCCCAUGUGUGUAGAACAGGAUUCAAGACAGCCAGAGACUCCUAAAUCCUGGGAAAAUGAUGUUGAGAAUCAAAAACGCCCUUUAACACCGCCAUCACAGAUUUCUCCAAAGUCCUGGGGGGCAGCUGCAGGAAGCCUCAUACCAAAUGACCAGCUCCUGCCCAGGAAGUUUAAUGCAGAACCCAAAGAUGUGCCUAAGCCUAUGCAUCUGCCUGUAGGUUCUUCCUCUACCCUUCCAAAGGAUCCAGUAUUAAGGAAUGAAAAACUGCAGGAUCUGAUGACCCAGAUUCAAGGAACCUGUAACUUUAUGCAAGAAUCUAUUCUGGAUUUUGACAAACCUUCAAGUGCAAUUCCAUCAUCACAGCCGCCUUCAGCUACUCCAGGUAGCCCAGUAGCAUCCGCAGAACAAAAUCUAUCCAGUCAAAAUGAUUUUCUUCAAGAGCCAUUACAGGCUGCUGCUUCUCCAGUUACCUGCAGCGCAAAUGCUUGCUUGGCUCCCGAUCAGGCUUCUUCGGGAUCUGAAACAGAGUUUUUGACCUCAGAGACUCCUGAGGCAGCAGUUCCCCCAUGCAAGCCACCAUCUCCACUGGCCUCUCCAAAUCCUCCCAUGUCAAAGGGCCCUGAACAGGGCUUCCAGUCAGCUCCAGCAAGUAGUAGUUCAGUAACUAUUAGCACAGCACCCUUUCAAGCCAUGCAGACGGUAUUUAAUGUUAAUGCACCUCUGCCUCCAAGGAAAGAACAAGAAAUAAAAGAAUCCUCCUAUUCACAUGGCUACAAUCAAAGUUUUACUACAGCAAGUACACAAACACCACUCCAGUGCCAACUGCCAGCUAUACACGUAGAACAAACUGUUCUUUCCCAAGAGACUGCAGCAAAUUAUCCUGAUGGAACUAUUCAAGUAAGCAAUGGUAGCCUUGCCUUUUACCCAGCACAGACGAAUUUAUUUCCCAGACCCUCCCAACCAUUCGGCAAUACCCGGGGAUCUGUGAGAGGAUGUACUCGUGGUGGGAGAUUACUAACCAAUACGUACCGGUCCCCUGGUGGUUAUAAAGGUUUUGAUGCUUAUAGAGGACCUCCUUCAGUUUCCAAUGGAAAUUAUAGCCAGCUACAAUUCCAAGCAAGAGAGUAUCCUGGAACACCUUAUUCCCAAAGGGAUAAUUUCCAGCAGUGUUACAAGAGAGGAGGGACAUCUGGUGGUCCUCGGGCAAAUUCAAGAGCAGGGUGGAGUGAUUCUUCUCAGGUGAGCAGUCCAGAAAGAGACAACGAAACCUUUAACAGUGGUGACUCUGGACAAGGUGACUCCCGUAGCAUGACCCCUGUGGAUGUGCCAGUGACAAAUCCAGCAGCCACCUUACUGCCAGUACAUGUCUAUCCUCUGCCUCAGCAGAUGCGAGUUGCCUUCUCAGCAGCCAGAACCUCUAACCUCGCCCCUGGAACUUUAGACCAACCUAUUGUGUUUGAUCUUCUUCUGAACAACUUGGGAGAAACUUUUGAUCUUCAGCUUGGUAGAUUUAAUUGUCCAGUGAAUGGCACUUAUGUUUUCAUUUUUCACAUGCUAAAGCUGGCGGUGAAUGUGCCACUGUAUGUCAACCUCAUGAAGAAUGAAGAGGUCUUGGUAUCUGCCUACGCCAAUGACGGUGCUCCAGACCAUGAAACUGCUAGCAAUCAUGCGAUUCUUCAGCUCUUCCAGGGAGACCAGAUAUGGUUACGUUUGCACAGGGGAGCCAUUUAUGGAAGUAGUUGGAAAUAUUCUACAUUUUCAGGCUAUCUUCUUUAUCAAGAUUGAAAGUCAGUACAGAAUUGACAAAAGGAUGGUGUUCUAAUUAGAGGGAUUAAAGGAAAAGUAGUCCUUGACCUUGUUACUAAUUGGUUUAGGGAAAUGUUUUCAUUCCUAGAGGAAG